AUGGAUGUCGAAAAGGGAAAGCCUUAUUUUCCUUUGGCUGGUGCUAGCCAAGAUGGCUGGUCUGAUGAGGACAGAGCUACAGCCACAUGCUUCUGUGGUGCUGUACAGUUGAGUUUUCCGGUCCAAGGCCCAGGUCUAGUCGAUUCCUUCAUUUGCAAUUGCACAGACUGUCGCAAAAUAACCGCGUCCAUGUUCGCCUCAAACUUCACGGUCGAUGAUACGUAUCUCAUUCACGAGCGCGGCCGGGAAAAUCUAUCAACUUAUAGCCAGUCCAAGACUAUAGGUACAGGAAACAACAUGACCAACUACUUCUGCUCUACAUGUGGCUCACUCAUGUACCGCGUUGGUACGGGCUUUCCCGGCAUGAGUAUCCUGCGCAUCGGUACUGUCGAUGAUUUCAGUCUACAUGAAACUAAAUUGAAGCCUCGUAUCGAACAGUUUGUCAAGGAUCGUGUGGCAUGGCUAUGUGGGGCGAAGGGAGUCGAGCAAGUUCAUGGCUCUGCUUACGCGUGA
Molecule: messenger RNA, 513 nt
Organism: Penicillium longicatenatum
Lineage: Eukaryota; Fungi; Ascomycota; Eurotiomycetes; Eurotiales; Aspergillaceae
Product: GFA family protein
Exons: 2
Coding region: 1-513 (170 amino acids)
Molecular function (GO): carbon-sulfur lyase activity
Source: RefSeq, a predicted model, not a curated record